This is a messenger RNA of Rosa rugosa (rugosa rose), 645 nucleotides long. RefSeq lists its product as uncharacterized. Gene Ontology annotation, molecular function: RNA-DNA hybrid ribonuclease activity; nucleic acid binding. Bases 1 to 645 code for a protein of 214 amino acids. The transcript has a single exon. The record is from RefSeq and is a predicted model, not a curated record. Lineage: Eukaryota; Viridiplantae; Streptophyta; Magnoliopsida; Rosales; Rosaceae.
AUGGUAUCCCCCCACUUCACCAUCUCCUCAGCUGCAAUUUUGCUUUCGGAAUUCCGAGCUGCCACAUCAAAUCCACGACCUGAGUUAGAGGAUACACCUCACUCCCCCAACAACCAGCAAGUUCCACAACCUCGCCCACAUUGGGUUGCUCCCCCGCCAGGCUAUUCCAAGAUAAACUGCGAUGCAGCAUGGAAUCCUCCUACUUCAGCCCGAUUGGGGGCUAUAAUCCGGAAUUCAGCUGGUGAUUUCCAAUGUGGCUCUGCCUCCUCUGCCACGUGUGGUUCUGCAGCCGAGGCCGAAGCAUCUGCAGUCCUCCUUGGAGUUUCUCUUGCUGUAUCCUACAAUCUAAAGAUGGUUCAGGUGGAAUCAGAUGCAAAAGAAAUUAUUACUGAUCUGAGAGGAAUGGGUCGGGAGAAAAAUUGGAGAACAUACCCAAUUUUGGAGCAAAUUCGUAGGAAAGCCGAGAGCUUUGAUGAUUUCAAAUGGGAUUGGAUUCCACGAGAAGCGAAUAUGGCUGCCCACAUUGCAGCUACGCUUGCCAAUGGGUCGGUGGGUCCUCUGAGAUGGGCUAAUCAGCCACCACCUUCCCUAACCUUGGUUCUGAGGAAUGACGGACUGCCUUGCCCACCCAUGGCAGAGGGGUGA